Molecule: messenger RNA, 1265 nt
Organism: Podarcis muralis (Common wall lizard)
Lineage: Eukaryota; Metazoa; Chordata; Lepidosauria; Squamata; Lacertidae
Source: RefSeq, a predicted model, not a curated record
GGAUACAUGUUGGAUACUCAAUAUGUAUUUAUGGAGAACAAUAUUUACUAAAUAAGUAAUUGGGCUUCAGAUUCCUUGUUUAUUUUCUUCCAUAGUUUCUUGGGACAGAAAGAUUUCUAGAGCAACUCUAAAUAUGUGGCUUUGGACUCCUUGUUCCCUGGAGUACUCUAAAAAAAAGAUAUUUGUGCCUCUCUUCCUCAAAGACUGUAUGACAUUAGUGUACUAAUGACCUUUUAAGCCACCAGGAGGUAUUUUGGCACAUUGAGUCUGAGGGUAGGCACCAUAGCUGGUCUGAUUACUAACCCACCAUUAUCUCAUAUCUGAAGAGUAGCUGCCGGAUGGGCACUCAGUACACCUACUUCUGUAUAGAUACCUUACUGAAGCACAAUUUGAGCAAAGAAUCCUAUCACAGAUGGUGGGCGGGGUAUUGAAGUUAGGUCUCACCUCUUGAUGGGUUCUGGUGCUUGAAGGAUAUCCUUGCAUGACCUAGGAAAACAUUGCUUAUCCUGAGGGUUCUUUCUGGUCAUGAAAAGGAGGACAUCCUGCAUCAUUUCACACUAGAAUCUUGAAAUGACCUCUUGUCCUGGUGGAGUUAACUAAAGUUGCAGUAUUAGAACUUAAUAAUAGUAAUUUAUUUCUGGUUAGAUGAUCUUUUGUUCCUCAGCUGUUGGAAGCCUCCAAAACUGAGAGGUUUCCUCCUCCCAGCAGAGAUUCCAGAAGCCUCUGGAAGUCCUGCCUUCUUGAAAUGGAUGGGAGGAGUCAGCCAUCAAAGGAUGUUCUCCUUUCCAUGACAAGAAAGAGCCCUCAUAACCUUUUCUGCAAACUUGCUGCUCUUGUUAGACAUAGGAUUUCACUUUUUGGUAGUGAUGCUGCUACAAUGGUUAGCUGCCUACACAUCUUAGCUCAGACACUAGACACAAGAACCGUCAUGAAAUCAGGUUCAGAGCUGGUUAAAGCAGGACUGCGUGCCUUCUUUGAAAAUGCAGCUGAAGAUCUGGAGAAGACAUCAGAAAAUCUUAAACUUGGAAAAUUUACCCAUUCCCGUACACAGAUUAAAGGGGUCUCGCAGAAUAUCAACUAUACAACAGUGGCAUUGUUGCCUGUUCUAACAUCAAUUUUUGAACAUGUUGCCCAGCAUCAUUUUGGCACCGAUUUGCUAUACAACGUCCGGCUCUUGGUGAGUGCUUAGCGUCUCUUGCAGCUGCCAUUCCAGUAGCCUUUCUUGAACCUUCUCUCAAUCUUUACAAUCCCCUGUCUGUCUUCAA